This is a messenger RNA of Drosophila takahashii, 426 nucleotides long. RefSeq lists its product as uncharacterized. The record is from RefSeq and is a predicted model, not a curated record. NCBI's taxonomy places the organism in Eukaryota, Metazoa, Arthropoda, Insecta, Diptera, Drosophilidae.
CAUCGAUGGUCACCAAAAAGUUCGGCUAUAAAAAGCCCUGAUCGCAGAUGGAGCUAGGUGCAGUCGAUUUUUGGAUUAAUCAGCGCAAUCAUCUAACCAGCAGAAGCAACCAUGAAGUACCUAGCCCUGACCCUUUUCGUGUGCCUGGUGGCCCUUGCUCUGGUGUCUGCAGUGCCCGUGGAUGAGUCCCUGAUCGGGGACAAUAUCUAUCAGCCGGCCUUCGAUGAUGUGCAGCGUCCCCAGGAUCCGCAGGCCAUCUUCAAGCUGAAGAAGCUGCUGAAGCUGAAGAAACUGCUGGGUUAGAAGGCAUUCGGCAGCAGUCCGCUGAGCACCGUUCAGAUUCUAGUCCAACCAAUUGGGAACCUUGCCUCCCCCACUGCAUUCGAUUUUCAACCCGUUUUGUUUAGACAAUACCAUAAGCGCAUA